CUGGUACUGAGCGUUGAACGCUGGUCCCAAACCUGGACCAUGAUGCACCAGCUGUUCAGUCAGGUGCUGGGACACAGGGACCUGUCCAGAGCCGGGGACCUGUUCUCUCUGGACGACUCGGAGAUCGAAGGAUGUUUAUCACAGGCCCUGGAGCAGAUCAAGACCAUCUCCUGCUCACCGGACUAUCUGACCAAUGACAACGACCAGGCCGUGGUGGAGAUCUGCAUCACACGCAUCACCGCGGCCAUCCGGGAGACGGGCUCCAUCCAGAGACACAGUGGAGCUCUGGUGGGACUGUGGGAGUCCUGUCUGGAACACAACCUGACUCCACAAGGUGAACACACGGAGGACACGCCACACGCCAAAAUAGCCUCUGACAUCACCAGCUGUAUCCUGCAGAACUACAGCUGUCCCUCCGUCAUGGUGCUGGCCGUGCCUGUGGCCGUGCGGUUCCUGCAGAGGGGGAACAGGGAGCUGAGCAGGAACAUGUCCAGCUACCUGUCCUUGGCCGCCAUAGCCCAGGCCGACCUGCUGGCCGAGCACACGGCCGCCAUAAUACGCAGCGUGCUGGAAGGUGAGCACAUGCUGCUGCGAGUCCUGCCGUCAGUUUACCCACGACACCCGGACAGCGUCCACCGUGACCUGGGCGACCUGGCGGCCAUGAUGCCUCAGCUGGAGCCGGCGGAGCAGCAUCACAUGAUCAGACUGAUUCAGCUGGUGGCAGAACAGCAUCCAGUUAUGCUGAGUCCACAGGUGCCCGUGUUGGUGGACCUCCUUCCUGUCCAGUCUCUGACCGAGUCCCUGUUGGUCGUCCUGCUCCAGGUGUCUCAGGCUAGUCCGUCCUCAUUGGUCAGCUUCCUGCCCGCCCUGAGGACUGUCGGGGAGAAGAGCCCUGCUCUGCUGGGUCAUGUGGUCAAAAUCCACAGUGCAGUGGGCAUCAUCAGUCAGACUCACGCUCGCAGCUCAUUGGUCUACCUGGUGUCCCUGCUGGGCAGCACGGAGCACAGCCCCCCCCCCACCCUGCUGCUGGAGAUCAGAGCUCUGUCUGACCGCUACCCGUCUUUACUGGGGGGUUGUGGGAAGGACGUCUUCAGGAUGAGCAACUCCUUCACCUCCAUGGCCCGACUCUUAGGGCGACACCUGGAGGAGACCAGGCCACACUGCAGGUCCAGGGAGUCUGGUCUCCAGACCUUCUUGUUCCAGUCUCUGUCUCGUGGAGGAGGAGGAGGAGGAGGAGGAGGAGGAACGGGGUCUGAAGGACAACUUCAGCUGAAGAUCCAGGCCUUUGUGGAAAAAAUGGCGACAGAGAAGUUGGAGAAGGAGGUGGAGGAAAAGUCUCCAGCCUCGCUGCGACGCUACAGCCUGAGUCACGUGGUCGUGGACGAGCGACGAGAGCUGAGGUUCAACAGGUCCAAGAGCCUGGCUCUCCACACGGGGCGCUCACGCUCCAUCACCUCAGACCCCGGGGAGGUGGAGGACGGAGUGGAGUGGGUUCCAGAGAAGUUCUCCUCCAACACUGGUCCAAACCAGCGACCAGACGACCAGGAGGAACCGCAACGUGACGACUUCGUUACGAUCGCCGCUGAAACGGAAACGACUUCCAGGGAAUUGGAGGAAGAAGACGUGAGUCCAGAGAAGGACGAAGAAACGUCCGACCGACUCUUGGUCCAUUUAAGAUCCAACAUGGAAACCAUCAGAACGUUCUGUGAAGAUGUGCUGAAGCAGAUCCCAGUCCCACAGCAGUGUGUGAUAGAAGACACGACCCAGGGCUGCGUGGCCCAGCUGUCCUUCUCCUGUCCUCUGAAGGGACGUUACUGUCUCUACACCAAGUCCUGCUUCAAACUGACCAGUCAGCAGCCUCACCUGUGGAUCCAGAUGAUGCUGCUGCACCUGCAGAGUGUGUCCAGCAUCCCUCUGUCCAGCAGGGACGUCUGUGUGCAGAGACUGUCUUCACUCUGGGAGAAGACCCAGCUGAGAGGAGCUCACAGUUUCCUCCUGGCUAUGACUCAGAACCACACGCCUCACAGGAAGGACCUGGACUGUCUGCAGGUCCAGCUGCAGGAGGAGCGUUUCUUUGACCUGUUUGGAUACAGUGAACAGCAGGGGGCGUGGCUGUGCUUCAUGUGUAACAACCCAGAGAAGGCCACAGCAGUGAACCAGGAGGGACGACCUCUGAUCGAAGGGAAGCUGAAGGAGAAACAAGUUCGCUGGAAGUUCAUCAAACGCUGGAAAACACGUUACUUCACCUUGGCAGGAAACCAGCUGCUGUUCCGCAGAGGCAAAUCUAAGGACGAGAUGGACGACCUACCAAUAGAGCUGAGCAAAGUCCAGAGUGUGAAGGUUGUGGCCAAAAAGCGGCGUGAUCGAGGUCUGCCGCGGGCGUUUGAGAUUUUCACCGACAAUAAGACGUACGUGCUGAAGGCCCAGGAUGAGAAACACACAGAAGAAUGGCUGCAGUGCAUCAACGUGGCUGUGGCUCAGGCCAGAGAGAGAGAGAACAGAGAAGCCACCACCUACCUCUGAGACGGACCACAAACCCACGCACCACCGGGGGGGCAGGUAGUUGUGGGGUCAAAAUGGGGCGACAAGCCAACAAAGGUGGUGAACCACUGUACUGGACCGCGGCGCUAACUGGUCCAACACCAACAUCCUGACAACAGGAAGUCACCAUAGAAAUCACUCGUUCAUUCUUUACUGGAACAGAUGUGAACAAACGCCACUUCAGGGGCAGAACGUCAGUGACGUCACCGUCACGUCUGCAGCUGCCCGUGUUGGAAUUCAAAUGUUGCAAAAGAAAAAAGUGGUUAUUUUUACUGCUGGAUUUUCAGCACUUACUUUGGGACGGCCCCUCCGCGCCCCCCCAGGGUUCCGACAUUUCCAGUAAAUAUUCCACUCAUAUUAUUUUCUACUUUGUCUUUGUACAAAAGCACAGUUUCGCAACAGGACCCUGGAAGAGUGUGCGCCGCGGCGAGAGCGCUCUGUUGAAAGACGGAGGCUAUUUUUGGGCUUUUCCAAACAGGACAAGUCUGCAACGAUUUAGUCCACGUUCACAGGGAGGCCUGUCAGCGCCACUGUUGCUUCACAGCAAGGGAAACGUUGGAGUCAAUUUGUGGUUUCCUCGUGGCAUUAGUGACAGUUCCAGUUCAUCGUACUGUUUUACGAGAAUUCAACGAGGGGUUUUGUUUCGACAGACUGUGAAGGCCAUUUCUCGUGGGCACUGAAGCAGUGUUUUACUCAGAGGUUAAAGGUCGAGGCGGGGGUUUGUUUUGGUCGAGGAAGUGAACACAUCACACGUACUUAGACCCAGAACUCCAGUCUCUCCUACAGAGUUCUUAAUCGCCGUCUGCUCCGUAAGAAAAUUCCUCCCCUUCUCUCCUCACCUAUUACAGAGUGGGAAACAUGUUACUCCCCCAUGUUGCACUGCUGCCCCGACACAGACGCCCUGAAUGUUUCCCGACCCAUUAAACUCAGCCAAGACAAAUCAAUGCUCUGAUAUUCGUGGUGUCUCCAGAGGAGUUCUCCGUCUCUGUCUGGCUGCGCUCGAACGUUUGUUUCAUUGAGUUAUCAAAGAUAUAGUACCUUCAAAAAAAC
Cynoglossus semilaevis (tongue sole) is the source of this 3591-nucleotide messenger RNA. RefSeq names its product ventricular zone expressed PH domain-containing 1 (gene veph1). The record is from RefSeq and is a predicted model, not a curated record. Gene Ontology annotation, biological process: regulation of signal transduction. Bases 40 to 2523 code for a protein of 827 amino acids. Gene Ontology annotation, cellular component: plasma membrane. Gene Ontology annotation, molecular function: phosphatidylinositol-5-phosphate binding. NCBI's taxonomy places the organism in Eukaryota, Metazoa, Chordata, Actinopteri, Pleuronectiformes, Cynoglossidae. The transcript is spliced from 14 exons.